GGGCUCCUGCUAUGUAUAACUGGCAACUGGUAUUAACAUGCACAUAUUCUUGCCUUUGUAAAAUGUUCUUCAAUCUAUUUAGUUUUCUUACUUUUCUUCUUUCUUCCGCGUAAAUUUUGGUGCAGCGACAAGUGGUAUGGCUGAGUUGAUUUUAGAUCCAAACAUUCGAGGAUGGGUGUUCUUACCUAUCGUUGUGAUUACGUUUCUCGUAGGCAUUAUUCGACAUUAUGUUUCGAUAUUACUUGCCUCACAGAAAAAGGUUGAGCUUCAUCAAGUACAAGACAGUCAAGUGAUGAUACGCUCUAGGCUGCUAAGAGAAAAUGGUCAAUAUAUUCCAAAAAUGGCAUUUAUUAGCAGAAGGCAUUUCUUUAAUAAUGAAGAGACAGGAUAUUUUAAAACACAAAAACGUGCCCCAGUAUCGCAGAACCCAAUGACAGAUCCUAAUAUGAUGACAGAUAUGUUAAAGGGAAAUGUAACUAAUGUUUUACCAAUGGUAUUAAUAGGUGGCUGGAUUAACUGGAUGUUUUCUGGCUUUGUAACAACUAAAGUACCAUUUCCUUUGACAUUACGUUUCAAACCAAUGUUGCAACGUGGUAUAGAAUUAGCUACACUUGAUGCUGCAUGGGUUUCAUCUGCAUCUUGGUAUUUCCUUAAUGUGUUUGGAUUACGUUCCAUAUAUACACUUGUCCUUGGAGAAAGCAAUGCUGCUGAUACCUCUAGACUUUUACAGGAUCAAGUAUCAGGUGCUGCAAUGUCUAUGCCACCAGAUCCAAAAGCUGCUUUCAAAUCAGAAUGGGAAGCAUUGGAAAUAUAUGAACAUAAUUGGGCGCUGCAAGGAGUUGAAGCAGAUCUUAUAGGAUCCCAAAGAAUAGAUACAAGUGAAGGUAGCAAAUAAUAAAUAUUACAUCUAUAUCCAUAGAUAUAGCAUGUGCCAUUUUUGGAUAAAUAAUCGAAGUUUUAAGAAAUUACUAAAUGAAUUAAUAACUUGAAUUGUCAUAAUAAAUGAUAUAUAAUUUAUUACA
This is a messenger RNA of Bombus pyrosoma, 1022 nucleotides long. RefSeq names its product ER membrane protein complex subunit 3 (gene EMC3). The record is from RefSeq and is a predicted model, not a curated record. Lineage: Eukaryota; Metazoa; Arthropoda; Insecta; Hymenoptera; Apidae. Gene Ontology annotation, cellular component: EMC complex; membrane. The transcript is spliced from 4 exons. Gene Ontology annotation, biological process: protein folding in endoplasmic reticulum. Bases 137 to 895 code for a protein of 252 amino acids.